AUGUACAAAAAUGGAGAGUUGUACAAUGAUGAGGAGUUUGGCAAAAUUGUCAUCAAACCAUGGCAAUUAUUAACAAAUAAACAACAUUUGAGAGAUGUUGUGAGGGAUUACUGCAUACAAAGUGGGUUUUUAGUAGUUGUGCUCAAGGCAUCUAAUUUGAGGUGGACAGUUAAAUGUUCUGCAAGUAACUGUGAGUGGAGGCUGCAUGCAUCUAGGCUUCCUAAUGGUGUCACAUGGGAAAUCAAGUCCAUACAGAACAUGGAGCACACUUGUUCUGGUUUAGAGGUGAAGAAUCCUAUGGUGUCUACCAAGUGGGCUACAAGAGUGUUGUUGGAAGAUAUCAGAGCCAACAAUGAUAUCCCUGCCAAAUCAUUGAAUCAGUUACUCUGGCAAAGAUAUGGAGUACAAAUGUCUGCAAGUACUCUAUACAGGAUGAGGUCAAAGGCUCUAAGGGAUUCUAAUGGGGGUCAUGACAUCUUAUAUGCCCAGCUUCCUGACUAUUGUGAAAUGGUGAGAUCAACAAACCUAGGUUCUUCUGCAUUCUAUGCUUGGACACCUCAAGAUCAUAUUGACAUGAUUCCACAGUUCCUAAGUAUCUUCAUAUCAUUCAAAGGUUGUAUAGAUGGGUUGCUAGCUGGCUAUAGGAGCUUCAUAGGUGUGGAUGGGGCUCACUUAAAGGGGAAUUAUGGUGGUGUCCUAUUAUCUACAGUAGCAUUGGAUGCAAACAAUGAGCUAUUCCCCUUUGCUUGGGCAAUUGUAUCAGUUGAGGACACAGAUAAUUGGAACCUCUUUGUGUGGCAUUUGAAGAACUUUCUCAAAGACAGUGGGAGAGGUGAUGAGUGGUGCAUUAUCUCAGACAGACAGAAGGGUAUUGAUGCUGCAUUAACUGAAUUAUGGCCAAAGGCUUGA
Chenopodium quinoa (quinoa) is the source of this 909-nucleotide messenger RNA. RefSeq lists its product as uncharacterized. The record is from RefSeq and is a predicted model, not a curated record. The transcript is spliced from 2 exons. Lineage: Eukaryota; Viridiplantae; Streptophyta; Magnoliopsida; Caryophyllales; Amaranthaceae. The coding region runs from base 1 to 909 and encodes 302 amino acids.